UGGCCUUGAAUGCCUGCAGGGAUGGGGCAUCCACACCUCCUUGGGCAACCUGUUCCAGUGCAUCACCCCCAUCUGGGUGAAAAUGUGUUAUGACCAUGGCAGAGCUUUUAAGUCCCCUUCUGUAUUUAUACGUACACAUACUAGUAGGGAUUUAACACGUUGUUGCUGUGCUACUUAAAAUGCCUCCUGAAUUUAGGCUGCUUCUGGUGGAAAUAAAAAUCCAUGUAUUGUUUUGAUGGAUCUGUAUGUGGAGGAUGUGUGUGCCCGUGUUUGGCACUGGAAGGUUCCAUUAUCGACAUUUGUUGGAGCUGAAGUUGAAGGGCUGUUGUGGGCAAAAGCACAGUGAAACUGGAGCAGAUGCAUCCUAUGUUGGCUUCACCACUAGAUGUCAGUGCACAAACUACAACUCGAGCAAGAUGGACAAAUUGGGAAUCAGUUGAGGAGGAGGAGGAAUGAUAUUCUGUACUCAUAUUUAUGCCUCCUGGGGGUUAAAUUCCCUUAAUAAGGUCCUUGAGAUACAUUUAGUGUCUUCACUGUCAGAAUGUUCCAGGCAGGAAAUGAGGAAUUUCCUGGUGUUGCUUCUAAAGGAAGUUUAGAAGGUGCUUGAUGAUUUGAAGUUCUAUGUUAAAUGACACAAAAAUGUGUGGUUUGUUUUUUAAAUCCUGGGUUUUCGAAUAUAUACACAUUCUCAAUUGCUGUGAAUGGCAUCAGGGUUAGAUAACAGCAAAUCUAACUGAAUCUGUUGGUGUCUCUUUAGGCCUUGAUCCUCACUAAAACUCUUUGAAAUCAAAGUGUCCUAUGCAAAGAGAUGGAUCUCUUGCUGAAUGUUAGCAAAUAUAGGCAAUGAGAAGGGAAUUCCCACCAAAGAAAAACCCAUGCAAAAUCUUUGUGAACAGGUGCUAUCUCAGACCAGCUGUGGGGGCUGCAGGUACACAAAGACAGCACCAUGAUUGCAUGCUGCAGCUCUCUGGAGCGUUGCCACACAGACAUGAGGAUCCAAGAUUGCCACUUCACUUCGUGUUCACAUCUUCUGAAGCGAGUGUUCCCUGUGCUGCUGCUGCUGCAGAGAAACCCUGCCGGCCCCGGCAGCCCCGCGUGCGUCGCACCUCCUCACUGGACACCAUCGUGGGCUCCUACCUGCUGGGGCAGUGGCCACGGGAUGCUGAUGGAGCUUCUGCCUCGUGCAUGAAUGACAAAGCUACCCAGACCCCGGUGUCCUGGCAUGAUGCAGAAGUGGGGAAAGCCAGCUCCAGUGCUCACAAGCGUUCUGCUUCCUGGGGUAGCACAGAUCACCGCAGAGAGAUUGCCAAACUGAAGCAGCAGCUCCAGCGAACAAAGCUAAAUGGCAGAAGUGGCAAAGAAAAGGAGAAGAGCUCCCCGCUGCAGGGGGACCACGCUGUCCUUGGAUCACUCCGGGACUCUCCUUCAGGCUUCCUUUCUUCGUCUCCUCUUCUGAGGCUCAGUCCUUGCUUGCACAGGAGCCUCGAAGGGCUAAACCAGGAACUAGAGGAAGUGUUUGUGAAGGAACAUGGAGAUGAAGAACUUUUGAGGAUCUUGGAUGUCCCAGAUGGCCACAGAGCACCAGCACCUGCACCGAGAAACUCUGGAGAUGCCUCCCUGAUGCUGGAGCCCAGCAGUGGCAGCUGCAGCAGUCUCUCGCUUUCUCCUUCCCCUUCUGUGCCUCUCCGCCUUUCUCCACACACUCCAGUGAGACUGGUGGCAGAAGAACUCUCCUCUGCUGUGGAUGAGGUGCAGUUGGAUCCAAAAGAGAAAGAGGAGGGCAGCCCUUCUCCAGUCCUGGCUUUUGCUUCCUCUCCUCGGCCCAACCACAGCUACAUGUUCAAACGGGAACCUCCUGAGGGAUGUGAGAAAGUCCGGGCCUUUGAAGAAGCUUCCUCCAGCCCUGACCACACCUUUCAGCCUUCCUGCCCAGAUAAGAACAAAGUGCACUUCAACCCCACGGGCUCUGCCUUCUGCCCUGUCAGCCUGGUGAAGCCUCUCUUCCCAAAUGUGGGCUUUCUCUUUAGCAGGGGCUUUCCAGCAUCAUCCAGCCCUGGCACGGGCACGUUUACAUCCUGCCAGCCCUCAGCCCCCACGCCAUUCCUUGGGGCACGGAAGGACGCUGCUGUAGAUAACUUCAGCGACGCCUCCAAGUCGCCUUCGCUCAAUUAUGAACACUGGAAACGUGGGCAGCCAGAGGAGAGCGUCGUCUUCCACAGCUCUCUCGUUGUGUGAAGCUUUUGGGAAAGUUAGCCAGCAACAGCAGCUCUGGCUCCUCAGUGCAUCUCGGCCAUCCCAUGGAGAUCAGUGCCUUGAGGUUGGGACUUGACAGCCAAGGGGCAGCUCUGGGCCUGAAAACCACAGCAGGCUGCCAAGGAUGAAAGCAGCUGUGAAGUACCACGUUCCACAGGACUCCUCGCUGCUGCGGGAGGGGCUCAUUUCCCCGAGCCUCCCCUGUUGAAAGCACUUUCCUGCGUUGAAUUGUCAUUUCCUGUAUGAUUGUUUUGCUGGUGAAGAGCAGCUGGGCACCCCUGCGGUGGGCGGAGCUGCGCUCCCUGCCUCUGCGGUUGAGCCGGGAGGAUUCAGGUGGAGCUUCCCCAGCGCUUCUCAUCCCUGCUGCAGCCGCUGCCUGGGGCUUGCUGAGCUCGGGGAGGUGGGAAGGGGGAGAAGGGUCUCAUAGCACGGCUGCUCCAGGGGCGGGGGAGCAGAAGCUGCUGUUGAUCUGCGUUGGUGUGACACAGACAGCAGCGUUCUCUGCCUGCGCCUCCAUGGAUGCCUUCAGCCCCUGAAAUCCCGGAGCUUUGAGGAGCCCUGAGACAGCUGUGCCGAAUGGGGGGAGCGCGGGUGACCAAAUGCCGCCCUCCGCAGGGGGAGGAAAACUUGCCUUACUGCAAGGAGUGAAGGAGAGAGAUGUUGGCUGCUCAGGAAUUGGCAGAGCUGCCUGCCAGGUGUCCCCAGUGCUUCGGCCACAGUGCGGGAAGGAGGGAUGGGAAACAAACUGCAGUGCUGGGAGGCGCCCAGCCCUGAGCCCACAGAGCUGCACAGCGGGGCUGGGGCUGCCGGGGGGGUUUGGGGUUCGUGGGCUGCAGAGCAGAGAGCAGAGCGAUGGGACGAGGACACGGAUUGUAAAAAGCCUCUUAACAACAGCGUUUGGUUGUGUUCUGUUGCAAAGGCUCUGGGUUGUACUGAAGAAGCCUAUUUUCUUAUAUCUGAUGUAGAAACUCUAUUUUCUUCCAAAGACACUAUUUUUGCAGCUGUUUGAAGUUUGUAUUUUAUGUAUGUAUUGCAAAGCUUAAAGGAGGAACGUUAGAUUCGGCGUUGUGUUUAGAGGGGUUUUUUGCAGAUGCUGGUGUUGACAGUUACGUGGAGAAAAUAAACUAUUUCGUGCAUCCGC
Messenger RNA from Phasianus colchicus (ring-necked pheasant), 3394 nucleotides. Lineage: Eukaryota; Metazoa; Chordata; Aves; Galliformes; Phasianidae. The record is from RefSeq and is a predicted model, not a curated record.